Molecule: messenger RNA, 535 nt
Organism: Salvia miltiorrhiza (redroot sage)
Lineage: Eukaryota; Viridiplantae; Streptophyta; Magnoliopsida; Lamiales; Lamiaceae
Exons: 3
Coding region: 175-492 (105 amino acids)
Molecular function (GO): glutathione transferase activity
Source: RefSeq, a predicted model, not a curated record
UCUCAACCAAAUCUUACAAUCUAUUCAAACACAUUAUCUUUUCAUUCUAUUUUCCAAACUUAUUUCAGUUUAACGCCAUUUUUCAAAAAUCCCUCCAAUAGAAGUCCCACUACUCCACUUCAUCUCCUCUUAACCACAAAACUAGGAGAUAUUUAGAACAGAACUCACAUAUCGAUGAACCAUCCGCCGCUCUGCUCCAUCAGCCGCGUGCAAGAAGUUCUUCCUCCCCUCUUCAAUUCAACUUCUCUUGAUCCACCACCACUCUUCGAUGGAACCACUAGGUUAUACGUGUUUUACGAGUGCCCCUUUUGCCAGCGUGUGUGGAUUGUCAGGAACUACAAUGUUGAAGCUUGGAAAUGGAUUGCAAUACGACAAGUCGAUGAAGAUGAAGAGCUUGGUUUAUCUUCAAGACACAUAAUAGAUUUUUGGCACCUUAGUUAUUUAAAUGUUUUGGAAUGUUUGCAAUUGACAUAUUAUUUUGAUUUUAUGUAAUAUUAUUUGAUAAAAUUUCUAUGUUAUAAUUGUGUUAGAUGCA